Hyposmocoma kahamanoa is the source of this 2715-nucleotide messenger RNA. Its product is annotated as visual system homeobox 2-like. The record is from RefSeq and is a predicted model, not a curated record. The transcript has 9 exons. Gene Ontology annotation, molecular function: sequence-specific double-stranded DNA binding; DNA-binding transcription factor activity, RNA polymerase II-specific. Lineage: Eukaryota; Metazoa; Arthropoda; Insecta; Lepidoptera; Cosmopterigidae. Gene Ontology annotation, cellular component: nucleus. Bases 239 to 1444 code for a protein of 401 amino acids. Gene Ontology annotation, biological process: regulation of transcription by RNA polymerase II.
AAAACGUUAGGUCUAAUUUUCAAAGCUAUUUCUCUUAGUUCUUAAAAGUGUAGCCUGGACGAUUUAUCAAAAGUGUAUUUAGUCAAAUUAGAGACUUAGAAAAAUUUUAGAGUACCUAAUUGAAACUACGACCUAAGUAAUAUUGUGAUAUAAAUUAUAAGAAGCUCAAGACUAUAAUGAGGCGAAUCAGAAAGUAAAGCUGGGGGCAGACUAUAGCGAAGCGAACGCUCAACUCGAGAUGCAGGCUAUGAGCGCAAACGCGAGUGCGCCGCGGGCGCCGCAACGGUCGCCAUUCGCGAUACAAGAGCUAUUGGGCUUAUCGGAUAACCGAGAAUCGCGAGAGCGAUACUUUGAAAGCCGCGACACCGACCGAGUGUUGAACUUGUCGGAGAGCCGCGAGCCACGAUCGGCAUAUACACCACAAUUCCCGCUACCAGCAUCAGUAGCCAGCAGAGUAGCGUAUGCAGCAGCGUUCAACGCGCAAGCAGCUGUCGCCGCCGCCUUCUUACCUGGCCCGCCACUGCUGCACCCUCCACCGGGUUUCCCGCAAAUCAAAGGUUCUCCAUACAGCCCUUCAAACCAGUCGCAUCUCACAGCGGUACGACAAUUUUAUUCAGGUGUAUCUCCUCUGGAGGCGGCGAAAGAUUUCACCGUUGACGGACUUACCGGCUACAACGGCAAGAAGAAGAAGAAAAAACGAAGGCAUAGCCGCACGAUCUUUACGUCGUACCAGCUAGACGAGUUGGAGAAGGCAUUCAAGGACGCGCACUACCCUGAUGUGUACGCUAGGGAGAUGCUCUCACUCAAGACAGACCUGCCCGAGGACCGCAUCCAGGUCUGGUUUCAAAAUCGGCGGGCGAAAUGGCGCAAGACAGAAAAGUGCUGGGGACGGUCAACCAUUAUGGCCGAGUAUGGGUUGUAUGGCGCCAUGGUUCGCCAUUCGCUACCGUUGCCGGAGACCAUCCUGAACAGCGCAAAAGAGAACGACACCGUCGCGCCCUGGCUACUCGGCAUGCACCGCAAGUCGAUAGAGGCGGCGCGGCACCUAAAGGAGUCGGGGUCGGAGCGUGAGGGAUCGGAGCCCGAAGAACGCGCUGCCUCCGCCUCGCCCGUUCGCCACCACGACGCUCACGACCACCAGGCGCAAAGCUCCCCAGCAAGCAGCACCACGGCUUCGUCAUCAGCCAAAGGUCGGGCGUCGCCAGACCGCGAUCGCGAAUACGACGACCCCGAAGCGUUCCGCAACAACAGCAUCGCCUGUCUACGCGCCAAAGCACAAGAACACCAGGCCCGCUUGCUUAAUAACAACCUUCUUCUUCAGGUGCGAGGUAUGUCCCGCCCUCAAGCCGGAACCCCAAUCGCGGAGGACGAUGGUCCAGGCGACAUUGAUGUAGGCACCGAAGCACCACUGGACCCUCCGCAGCAUCCUCCUCAUCUCUACUGACCGCCCGUGCUGCUGUAGGCUCACCAUGGGAUUAACAUCACGUGAUCAUGACGCAUGCUGAUUGGCUGAUAUAGAACUCGAACGCCAAUAUUACAGGAAAUGCUAUUGGAUGAAUAACGCGUGAUUGCUUAGAGGCUAAUGAUUAGACCAAAUGGUCGCUCCAAAGUGUUUUGUUAAUGGCUAGAACUCAUGUGAUGUGGCGUCCACCGAUUGGCCAGUGAGAUCACGUAAAAAGGAAUUAAUUAAAAACAACUGACAGUACUUAAGUGUAAUUAUGUACAUUUUAGAAUUAAGCAUAUUUAACAGACCCUGUUUCGUGCAAUACCUUUAGUUAAGUAUUUAUCUGUGUAGCCUGUGUUAGUAGAUUGUACAAAGUUCCCAGCACUUAGAUUAUUGUAAUUACAAGUUUUAAGUAAGAAUAGAUCUGCGGGCUAAUCAUCUGAGUCGAAAGUCAGCCUGAUGUUCUGAAUAAUUUCUCAAAUCGAACAAGAUUGGACUCAUUCACUACUUUCAAUUCCCGAAAGUUAGAAAUGGGCGACGAAAAUAUAUAGAGUUUAACAUUUCAGACAGGUCAGACAGCUUACGCCUAUAAUAUGGGUUAACGUAGAAGCACUGCAGACGCUUGUAGAGUCUGUGGCACUGCAGCCGCGCCAUUACUCAUUUUCGUACAAUAUCUAGUCUGCAAAAGAAGCGCGCGCGUUUCAGCUACGGCGCUGCAGCUGCGCUUCUAAAUAUUGAAUGAAAAUUAGUAAUGACGCGGCCGUAACGCCAAAGUGGCGCCAUUACUGCGCUUCUAUAAGCGCCUACUUUGAAAGCACCCUCAAGGUAGGAAGGCACCCCUAGCCGCCCAACUAGCACUGAGUACCUUUAUACAAGUGUAAUACUAUUAAGUACAUAUUUACAAAAAUCUUAACAUCUAUUCUUACGUAAACCUUGUAAAAAUUUACCUUCUAUUAUAUUAAAUAACUUUAUUGUGCCCCGAUAAACAACUCUAAGUAAUUACGAGGCAAGAAAAGACUAUGUAUAAACCAUAAUUAGAAUAAUUUAAAGAUCGAUAUGUAUUAAAGUAAUUACUCGUAAGUGUUUCAGGGAUAAAAUUAAAUUUGAAAAAAAAUGUUAAAAUCAUUUCAGGCACUAAAUUUUAAAGUAAAUGCAUAGUAAAUGGAUAAUUUUCGGGCUAGUUUUCUUUACUUAAUUUGUGGUGGCAAUUUUAAUUAUUUAAGUAUUCGAGUAUAUAAUCAUGAAAUAUUGAAUAACUAUAAGAUACUACA